AUGUGGGACGUUUUCCGUCCGCACAUCCUGGAUUGGGUCGUCUUCGUCCUCAUCACCGCGGGGUCCAUCGCUCUUGACUCCGUUCAUCCCUUCCAGCAAUUCGUUAACGCUGAUUACAUGCAAAAGUACAUGUACCCGUUAAAGCCCGACUCGGUACCAUUUUGGGCCGUUCCGGUCUACGCGUUUGGGUUUCCAUUGUUGGCGAUGACCGUGUCGUUCAUCCUACGCCGCGACUUCAUCGACUUCCACAGCUCGCUGCUAGGUUACGUCUUCAACUGUGCGACCACCUUUCUGCUCACCAACGCGCUCAAGGUCUCCAUUGGCCGGCCCCGGCCACACUUCUUCAUCGUCUGCUUCCCCUCGGGCGUGCCUGUGUACGGCAGUGACGGCAACGCACAGUGCAACGGGUCGUCAUCCAGUGUCAUGGAGUCGAGAGUCAGCUUCCCCAGCGGCCACACCUCCAUGUCCUUUGCAGGUUUGACCUACGCUGCGCUCUUCCUGGCAGCCAAGCUGCAGGCCUUCAGCGCAAGAGGGAGGGGGCAGCUGUGGCGGCUAGUACCGUCGGCAUGCUGCCUGGCGGGCGCUGCUUCUGUGGGCAUCACUCGAAUCGACGACUACUGGCACUUCCCAUUUGAUGUCUUCAUUGGGGGGCUCAUUGGUAUGGUGGUUGCAGCCAUCUGCUACUUCCUGCACUACCCUGCACUGUCCAACCAGAACUGUGACAUUCCGCUUCUGUCUCUCGGCCCAGAUGCGGAAACUUGUCAGGUUUCAUGUUGUGGGGGCAAGAGAGCUCUUGCCGCAGACCUAGAGCCCAAUGAAUCUAGUGGAGUGUAG
This is a messenger RNA of Closterium sp. NIES-65, 834 nucleotides long. The record is from the annotation of a GenBank genome assembly. NCBI's taxonomy places the organism in Eukaryota, Viridiplantae, Streptophyta, Zygnematophyceae, Desmidiales, Closteriaceae.